AUGCACGAUCUUAUUGUGGUAGGCGGAGGCAGUGGUGGGCUUUCUCUGUCAAAGCGAGCUGCGUGUUUAUAUGGAAAGCGCGUGCUGCUGGUGGACAGAACCGUUUUGGGAGGGACGUGCGUAAACACGGGAUGCAUACCGAAGAAGAUGCUUUAUAACGCAGCAAACCUGCACGCAGAGGCUCGGGUUCUCUAUAGAAGCGCACGGGUGGAGUUCAAGUGGGCCGAGUUUAAAGAAAAGAGAAGCGUGUACAUAGAAUUUCUCAAUGGCAUGUACACAAAAAGAAACCAGAAAGACGGCGUGGAUACUGUUACGGGGGACGCCUCUAUUAAGGAUGGCGCUGUGGAGGUGAACGGAGUUAAGUACAGCGCAGAGACCGUUGUGCUUGCAAUGGGGUCCAAGCCCAGAGUCCUGGAGGUCAAGGGAAAAGAGCACUUUCUAACCAGCAAUGACUUCUUUAUGUUUGAGAGUGUGCCAAAGUCUGUUCUGAUUGUAGGAACAGGAUACAUUGCUGUCGAAACAGCGUUUGUCCUGGCAGAGUUUGGGUGCAAAGUGACUCUGGUGGCCCGGAGAACGGGAGUGCUCCGAGCGUUUGAUGAGGUUGUCCAGAGGGAGGUGCAUGCGUCUCUGUUGUCAAAGGGGAUCCAAGUUCUGGAGCGAGCCACUGUGUCUUCGAUGGAAGCAAAAAACGGGGAGGUUCGGGUUACGCUCUCCUUGGAGGACGGGCAGAAAGAGACAAAAGUCACUGCCGAGAAGGUGAUAUGUGCUACAGGAAGAGUAGCCAACACAGAGGCCAUCCACAUGCAGGCCAUAAAGGCAGACAGCAACGGGUUUGUGUGCACCAACAAGACGUUCAAAACCACGGUGGAUGGGGUCUAUGCCAUUGGAGACAUUACGAUGGAAAAGUACAUGCUUACGCCCGUGGCAAUAUUCUGUGGGAGGCGCUUGGCAGACUACCUGUACGGAAACACAACAGACAACAUAAAGAAGCUGGUGGACGCCGUUCCGACUGUUGUUUUCUCGCACCCUCCUGCAGGCUCUGUGGGAUACGCCAAGGAGGACUCCGAGAUUGCUGGGAAGCUGGUUUCUGUUGAGUGCAUAGAAACAUUCCACCCUCUCUCUAUAUUCAGUGACAGGAAGAAUGCAUACAAGUUUGUCUUCGACAGCGAGACAAGCGAGCUGUAUGGCGUUCAUGUGCACGGGGCUGAGUGCGACGAGAUACUCCAGGGGUAUGCUGCGUUGGUUCGAAGCCGGAUCAAGUAUGCGGAUAUGAAAGAGUACACAGCAAAAAUAGGCGGGACCAUGGAAGACAUUCUUUCUGGGGUGUUUGAAUAA
Nematocida major is the source of this 1335-nucleotide messenger RNA. Its product is annotated as glutathione reductase (NADPH). The transcript has a single exon. Gene Ontology annotation, molecular function: glutathione-disulfide reductase (NADPH) activity; flavin adenine dinucleotide binding. Bases 1 to 1335 code for a protein of 444 amino acids. The record is from RefSeq and is a predicted model, not a curated record. Gene Ontology annotation, cellular component: cytosol; mitochondrion. Gene Ontology annotation, biological process: cell redox homeostasis; glutathione metabolic process; cellular response to oxidative stress. NCBI's taxonomy places the organism in Eukaryota, Fungi, Microsporidia.